Messenger RNA from Oncorhynchus keta (chum salmon), 6067 nucleotides. Its product is annotated as F-box/LRR-repeat protein 20. The coding region runs from base 264 to 1574 and encodes 436 amino acids. Lineage: Eukaryota; Metazoa; Chordata; Actinopteri; Salmoniformes; Salmonidae. Gene Ontology annotation, cellular component: SCF ubiquitin ligase complex. Gene Ontology annotation, biological process: SCF-dependent proteasomal ubiquitin-dependent protein catabolic process. The record is from RefSeq and is a predicted model, not a curated record. Gene Ontology annotation, molecular function: protein binding. The transcript has 15 exons.
AACGGUGGAGGGGAGGGCGAACUAGUGAGCGGAGAUAUAAGAGUUCGGGUUGUUGGCUGGGGCAGUUGUCGAGAGGUAGGCUAUUGCAAUUGUGUUACCAACCGAAAAAACGAUUAAAUCCGCCGUCGCAGCUGCAGAAACAACGGUAGCAUGGUAGCUUUGGACUGGGGUUUCCAAGACGAGCGCCGAUAUCUACACGUUACUGUAAUUUUAACACCGAAUUACUUAUCCCCCUGAUCGAGUCGGGUAAACCACCGUCCGAGAUGGGGAAGGAGGUUAAUGGUGUUUCGCGGAGCCGGUUUGAGAUGUUCUCAAACAGCGACGAGGCCGUCAUCAAUAAGAAGCUGCCCAAGGAGCUGUUGCUACGAAUCUUCUCCUUUCUGGAUGUGGUGACACUCUGUCGCUGUGCCCAGGUCUCACGGUCGUGGAAUGUGCUCGCCCUGGACGGCAGUAAUUGGCAGAGGAUUGACCUUUUCGACUUUCAGAGAGAUAUUGAGGGGCGAGUGGUGGAGAACAUUUCGAAACGAUGUGGGGGAUUCCUGAGGAAGUUGAGUCUGCGGGGCUGUCUGGGGGUGGGGGACAGCGCUCUGAGAACCUUCUCCCAGAACUGCAGGAAUAUCGAGCUGCUUAGUUUGAAUGGCUGCACCAAGAUUACUGACAGCACAUGUAAUAGCCUCAGUAAGUUCUGUCCCAAGCUCAAGCAUUUGGACCUCGCGUCCUGUACCUCAAUCACCAACCUGUCACUCAAAGCACUUAGCGAGGGCUGUCCUCUGUUAGAGCAGCUCAACAUCUCGUGGUGUGACCAGGUGACUAAGGAUGGCAUCCAGGCCUUGGUACGAUGCUGUCCCGGACUCAAAGGCCUUUUCCUCAAGGGCUGCACACAGUUGGAGGAUGAAGCACUGAAGCACAUUGGUGCACACUGUCCAGAGCUGGUCACUCUCAACUUACAGACGUGUUCGCAGAUCACAGACGAAGGUCUCAUUACCAUAUGCCGGGGCUGUCACCAUCUGCAGUCGCUGUGUGUCUCAGGUUGUGCCAACAUCACAGACGCCAUCCUCCACGCCUUGGGACUGAACUGCCCGCGUCUCAGAAUAUUAGAGGUGGCUCGCUGCUCUCAGCUCACAGAUGUGGGCUUCACUACACUGGCAAGGAAUUGUCAUGAGCUGGAAAAGAUGGACCUGGAAGAGUGUGUGCAGAUCACAGAUGGCACACUCAUCCAGUUGUCCAUCCACUGCCCUCGUCUGCAAGUUCUGAGCCUGUCUCACUGUGAACUGAUUACUGAUGAUGGCAUCAGACAUCUGGGCAGCGGGCCCUGUGCCCAUGACCGGCUGGAGGUGAUCGAGCUGGACAACUGCCCCCUGAUCACGGACGCCUCGCUGGAGCACCUGAAGACCUGCCACAGCCUGGACCGCAUCGAGCUCUACGACUGCCAGCAGAUCACCCGCGCAGGCAUUAAGAGACUAAGGACCCAUCUACCUAACAUCAAAGUGCACGCGUAUUUCGCCCCAGUCACCCCACCCCCCUCAGUCGGGGGGAGUCGCCAGAGAUUCUGUCGUUGCUGUAUCCUGCUAUGAUGUGAAGACUGCGCCCCCACCCCACCCUCAGCCCACAAAUCUGCCCUUCCACCCAACCUGGCUCGGCCUGGUCCGAUCCAGCCUCCAGGUAUACAUGCUGGUGUGUCCCCCCCGAUUGGAGCCGCAGAGAGAGGGAGAGAGCCCAACCACCACAGGGUCUGGGAAGAUCCUUCCCUACGACGUUCCCAAACCCACUCACAACAGCCUUUGUCAAACACACAAAUAAACACACACCCACACAUCACCACGGAUGAGCGUCAGUACAUUCCCUGCUGUCCUCAGGCCCAUGUGCUAAAGACCACCCAGCAUUACAGGGAGGAUUACAUAAUAGAACCACUGCUGUUUACAGAUUAGGCUCCUGAUACACUGUAUGGACUACAUGAAACUAGGGCUCACUGGCUACAAGGUUCCCUAUGGACUAGUAUGACCUUUUACUGAAGGAUCAGGUAGAUAGGUUUGGAUCAGAAACUCCCAUCCAAUGUGUGUCUGGGUGUUGGGAGGAUAACCAGAAACAUGGCUAGAGCUAUGAGGAUAUUGGUUUGGUAGGAAUGCCCUCAGAAUCUUUCAACGACUUACAAGCUACCUCUAGACAUAACUGCUCUUUGUUAUCCUUUGGUUCCAGGCUGCCCACUCCAAACAUAUAGCUAGGACAGUUUUUUAUUUAUUACAAAAGACCGGUUUCCAUUGGCACUUUGAAGUCAACCCAGGUUGGACUGGCCUUGGUGGGCAAGCUGAAAUUGCGUUUCCGCUGCCUCCAAAUAAGAAUAAAUGAUGUCAUGUUGCUAGGUAGUCAAUAUGUGACUGCAGCUGGCUUCGCUAAUGUUGCUAACUGGCAAGAUGUUGACGAAGUUAAAGCAUUGUGAGGGUGAAUUUAAAUAACCCAUACUCCUGUCAGUGUUAGCCAUACUCGGAGCCAUGUAUUUAGCUUGCUAACUAGCCAAACGGUUAGCGUCGCCAUUCGCAAUUGGCUAGUUGGCUAACCAAGCAAACCAGGCAACCGGUUUAACAUGAUGCGACUACGACCUGGCCAGCUACAAUUCCUGCUAGCUGCCUUUAGCUAGCUACAGUAGCUUGUUUUAACUCUGAAAUGCUUGCUAAUAAUGGUAGCUAUCAUUUUAGGGCUGACUGUUGUCAUAAAGGUUUGUGUAGUGCAAAGAUAUAUGGAUCCAGUGGUGGUGGUAAUUCAUGUCAUGUCUAACUACUGCAUUACUGCUUGUCCAUGUGCUAGCUGUCAGCUCGCACACCCAGUUGAGCUAGCUAAACGUUGGCAGCACCCAGCAGUGAUUUUUUAAAAAUUUAAUUUAAAAUAUAUUUUUAACUGCGUUACCAGCCCGACCAGUUGUGAAACUGGGCUGCGCUGGUUCAAAUUUGGGAAUUCCAUUCGAAACCGCUCUAAUUUGGCCUUAAUUUUAAGUGCUAGUGGAAAAGGGUGUCUUUCUUGUGUCUUCUACAGCCAUUAAACUGCCCCCCCCCCCCACACACACACACUCACAAACAUAGUGUAUAGAUGCAGUAGGGGGUAGUUCUUAUCUAGACUCAAAGUAGCUGCAAAGUAGCUGCAGCUUAAUGCAGGCCUGCUAGGGGAUAUGCUGAGUUUAUCCAGCAAAAUGAUGACAGAGUCACUGACUCACCUAAUAGUUUACUGCCACAUGACUACACACACUUGAACAUGCGCGCACACACACACACACACACACACACACACACACACACACACACACACACACACACACACACACACACACACACAACUCAAUACCCUUUUCCCCUUCCCCUUUCUCUGUUACAAUCAGAAGCUUCAUUGUACAAAAAAAGAAGAGAAUGGUGAAUAUUUUUCUAAAAAGGACACCAAUUGAGACUUACACGUGGGGACUUGAGAAGAUGCCAAAUGUUGCAUGUAACAAUUCUAGUUUUUUAAAUGUAAUAUAUGUAAGUACUGUGGAAAUCCAGCCCCGCAGCCAUCUGAACCACACUACAGACCAUGGUGUGAAGGAGAGAUUUACAUCAAUGGGUCUCGCACUAUGAACUAUGUUAAGCCAAACGCGUACUGUGUGUGUGUGUGUGUGUGUGUGUGUGUGUGUGUGUGUGUGUGUGUGUGUGUGUGUGUGUGUGUGUGUGUGUGUGUGUGUGUGUGUGUGUGUGUGUGUGUGUGUGUGAGAAUGUUCCGGGGCUAUGGGGAGUAGUUUGGAGACAUCAUAAACCAGGCCCCUGCAAGCUAGACUUAACAACAGCAAAAUAUAGAAUACAGACACAAACUCGUAAAAUAAAAAAGAUUGACGUCACUGCGAGUUUGUGAUGCCAGACAGACCAGGAGAACGGAAAGAAAAAGCCAACCGAAAACAAAGUAUCUGUAUUUUUAUUUUUUUGCUUUUAGUCUUUUUUUUCCCUUGUUGAUGAACAUUCUUGAUGAAUGCGAGCUGGCGAACCACACAUGGGUAGGAGGAGAUGCCCAGUGCUGCUCGCGGGGCACUGGGAUCUGGUCAGUGACAGUGAUGCCCCUUCAACUCCCAUAAGGCCUUGCAGGGGAGAGGGUGCCAUUGGAGUUGACCCUGCCACCAGCGCAACGCCCCCUCUUUCUGCCUGGAACCAGUGACAUGAGAGGAGGAGGGGCAGCUGGGAUUGGAUAGGAACAAGGAAGUUGUUUAGAAUCUUGACCUGGAGUGAGCUGAGCACACAACACUGGCCUGCUGACAGAUGUUGGAGUGCAGGGGUAUGUGUCCCAAAACGCCACGACUACCACCUUAUGAAAAGACUUUGACCCCUGUUCAUGAGUAUCAAAGCCUUUCAUCUGGAUCCUUCCUCCUCUCCCACACUUUAACCUUCUCUGUUUUCUGUCUCUCCUCUUCGAUUCUCUCUGUUCUGUUUUUCUUUUUGUAGUUGUCUUUGUUUUAGCCUUUUUCUGUUCAAGUUGGUGACUUCUACAUCUCGUUCUCACCCCUCGCCGCUCUCUUUUCUGUUUGGUGUGUUUGGGGUAGGGGCUGUUUGGUGUGUUUUGGGUAGGGGCUGUUUUUUUGUUUUUUUUUGCAUUCAGUCAUGAGUUCAGUGUUUUCCCAAGUUCGAGCCCUCUUGCAGUCCUUGGUUUUUUGUCUUAUGCGGUUUGUGUUCUAUUACGAGUUCUUGUUACCUAAUGUCCAGAGUGUAGCCUUUGUACAGGGGGAAGGGUUGGACACAGUGCAAUUUGUAAAAUAAGUUAAUGAUGAGUCGAUGAGGAUGAACCGGUGUCCAUUGUAUGUAUAAUGGAUGUUAUACAAUGUAUUGAAUGUGUUGCCAUGAAGGCGUUGUCUGGGAACGUGGGGGGUUGGGUGGGGGUGUGGGGGGGUUAGGGCCUAGGUUGUGUGCUGAUGUAGCAGAAACAGAUUCCUCUCCUGAUGUGCUUUCCCUUUACUUGUUAUGUCUUGCUUUGGGGAUCCCCUAACACCAUGAUGCAGCCCAGCCCACUGUAGAAACAAAACAGAGUUGGUACGCCCAAUAUAAAUGUUUUAAUGUUCCCUGAAAAUGCAUAUUUCCUUCUAAGAUUCAAACAAACCAACAGGCAAAACAUUUAAUGAUGAUUAUUUUCUAUUUUGUGAUUUGUCAGCCAGGGGUAGACGUGGGAGGGGAUAAUGCAAACUGAGAUGAAUCUAGUCUGAUCUGUUUUGUUGAAUAUGGGUUUAUGGGGGAUUAGAGAACAUCCAGGAGCCAAGAUGGCAGAGAUGCAUAAUGUACUCUCGUACUACUCACCCUCUGGCUACGUGCAACUGUGCUUCCACUGCUCCGUACGGUCUGAAGUUACUGGAAGGAAAGUCAUGGUGAAGCCUGGAUCCAUAACACCUGUUUGCCCUCUUCACACAUAGUUGCUGAGUCACAGGCACCACUUCUACUCGCUUAGUCAUACACAGACACACUGAGACACACACGGUACGCACUGACCAUUUGCACUGCCAUGAUCCUCUCUGAAUCAUAACUCAGUUGAGAGCGAAGGUAUGCAGAGUAGACAUGCAAGCCUACACAUACACACUAUUGACAGCACAGACAACAGGCAAACUCAGACUCGAGCGUACCUUUUAGAAUGUAUUCAGUAUACAAACACAUGAGAACAUGUCCAUACCGGGUUCUCAUAAACUACACAAACUACCCUGUAGAAUGUCAAGACGAAACGCAUGCAAAACAAUUAUACUGCUUCAUUCCACUUUUUUUCCCCCAGCAGUUUACAUGAAAGAUGACAGAUUACUGAAUUCUGGAUCGGUCCACUCAGACCUUAUGACUAGGCUGUGUGUUGGAGGGGGUAGGGGAGGAUGGAUGGCUGCGUGAACAAGAUGGUGGAUCUGAAGUGUGUCCUUGGUAGUUUGACACCUGGGGAUUACUUUACUUUUUUACUUUUUUUAAAUUUACUUUACAAAAUGACUGUAGUUCAUAUAAAUUAAUGUCAAUCUUUUUUUUUUGUCUUUUUUUUUUUACAAUUAACUGAUUAUAAAUAAAUAUGUAUGUAUGAAUAAAUAUAUAACUAUAUAUUA